AUGCCCAACCUGUGUGCGUCAGCCACUUUCAACCCUCCCGUCAUUACCAUCCUAGGAUCGGCUUUGCGGGAGGAGACCAUCAAGGUAAUGGAGCAGCGCAUUCCUGCCAGCGUCUCUACAUCGUCCAGCCCCUCUAAGGAGCCGAUCAAGUUUCUCUUUUACCCCAACCCUGACCACUGGCGCAUGGAGCUCAGCCAGCAUUUCUGUAAUGAUCUGCACAAGUCAGCUGUGUUUCUUGCCAUCAUUGAGGCUUUGGAGGGAGAAGGAUGGAACCUACGGGCCUCCAACUCCACUCGUGACAAUGACUCUGGGAAAGAAACCACCAAGCUGUUUUUUGCUCGGAACCCAUAG
Trypanosoma rangeli is the source of this 351-nucleotide messenger RNA. RefSeq lists its product as uncharacterized. Bases 1 to 351 code for a protein of 116 amino acids. Lineage: Eukaryota; Euglenozoa; Kinetoplastea; Trypanosomatida; Trypanosomatidae. The transcript has a single exon. The record is from RefSeq and is a predicted model, not a curated record.